AUGGCCACAGUGAAGUUAAUAAAGUACAGUUUAAUUCGUGGUUCAUUGGUGUUGAUAUCGAUCUACGUGAUAUCUCCAGCCAAAAUCUAUCUAAAACGAACGUCACUUACUACUACUACUACUACUACUACUACUACUACUACUACUACUACUACUACUACUACUACUACUACUACUACUACUACUACUACUACUACUACUACUACUACUACUACUAAAAGGCUGACUAUCAGUAUAAACAUCAGUAAGCUUAAUUCUUGA
Heterobilharzia americana is the source of this 261-nucleotide messenger RNA. The record is from the annotation of a GenBank genome assembly. NCBI's taxonomy places the organism in Eukaryota, Metazoa, Platyhelminthes, Trematoda, Strigeidida, Schistosomatidae.